Molecule: messenger RNA, 330 nt
Organism: Protopolystoma xenopodis
Lineage: Eukaryota; Metazoa; Platyhelminthes; Monogenea; Polystomatidea; Polystomatidae
Source: the annotation of a GenBank genome assembly
AUGAUUAGCGUCGCGCCACUGUCCAAAGCCCUCAGUAAGAAUCCGCUUCCAGCGCAUAAGUUCAUCCGGCGUGGAGCAAGUGAACUGGAGCAUGCAAGCGGUUGGCUUUUCAAGGAUGAGAAAGAAACUCAAUCCCCUAUUGGAGCAUUCUCGAAAGUAACCAUAGGCGUUGCCCCAGAACAACGGAAAAGGCUGCAGGGGAUGAACAGUGUAGUGGAAAGUUAUGUAAAAGAGGAAAGGGAAAAGAAGGAGACGAUAUUUAGGAUUACUUUAGCAUUUAAAAAUUUGGUGUUAAUGAGUCUAAAAUGCCUCACUAUCCAUUUGGUUUGA